This is a messenger RNA of Schistocerca piceifrons (Central American locust), 1590 nucleotides long. Its product is annotated as protein IWS1 homolog. The record is from RefSeq and is a predicted model, not a curated record. The transcript has 2 exons. NCBI's taxonomy places the organism in Eukaryota, Metazoa, Arthropoda, Insecta, Orthoptera, Acrididae. Bases 1 to 1590 code for a protein of 529 amino acids.
AUGGAUAUAGAUGAUGAGCCACCAGCAAACUCAGGAGAAACUAUUAGAGAAUGGGCUGAUGAGCGCUCUAAUGGGAAGUUGCAUAUAGAUGAUGAGCCACCAGCAUACUCAGUAGAAACAAUUAGAGAAUGGGCUUAUGAGCGCUAUGAGCCACCAGAAGACUCAGUAGAAACUAUUAGAGAAUGGUCUGAUGAGCGCUCUAAUAGGAAGUUGGAUAUAGAUGAUGAGCCACCACCAGACUCAGUAGAAGCUCUUAGAGAAUGGGCUGAUGAGCGCUCUAAUGAGAGGUUGGAUAAAUAUGAUGAGCCACCAGCAGACUCAGUAGAAACUACUAGAGAAUGGGCUGAUGAGCGCUCUAAUGAGAAGUUGGAUAUAGAUGAUGAGCCACCAGCAGGCUCAGUAGAAACUACUAGAGAAUGGGCUGAUGAGCGCUCUAAUGAGAAGUUGGAUAUAGAUGAUGAGCCGCCAGCAGACUCGGUAGAAACUAUUAGAGAAUGGGCUGAUGAACGCUCUAAUGGGAAGUUGGAUAUAGAUGAUGAGCCACCACCAGGCUCAGUAAAAGCUAUUAGAGAAUGGUCUGAUGAGCGCUCUAAUGAGAAGUUGGAUAAAUAUGAUGAGCCACCAGCAGACUCAGUAGAAACUACUAGGGAAUGGGCUGAUGAGGGCUCUAAUGAGAAGUUGGAUAUAGAUGAUGAGCCACCAGCAGACUCAGUAGAAACUACUAGAAAAUGGGCUGAUGAGCGCUCUAAUGAGGAGUUGGAUAUAGAUGAUGAGCCACCACCAGACUCAGUAGAAACUAUUAGAGAAUGGGCUGAUGAGCGCUCUAAUGGGAAGUUGGAUAUAGAUGAUGAGCCACCAGCAGAUUUACUAGAAACUGUUAGAGACUGGGCGGAUGAGCGUUCUAAUGGGAAGUUGGAUAUAGAUGAUGAGCCAACAGCACACUCAGUAGAAACUAUUAGAGAAUGGGCUGAUGAGCGCUCUAAUGGGAAGUUGGAUAUAGAUGAUGAGCCACCACCAGACUCAGUAGAAACUAUCAGAGAAUGGGCUGAUGAGCGCUCUAAUGGGAAGUUGGAUAUAGAUGAUGAGCUACCACCAAACUCAGUAGAAGCUAUUAGUGACUGGGCUGAUAAGCGCUCUAAUGGGAUGUUGGAUAUAGAUGAUGAGCCACCACCGAACUCAGUAGAAACUAUUACAGAAUGGGCUGAUGAGCGCUCUAAUGGGAAGUUCGAUAUAGAUGAUGAGCCACCAGCAGGCUUACAAGAAACUGUUAGAGACUGGGCGGAUGAGCGUUCUAAUGGGAAGUUGGAUAUAGAUGUUGAGCCAACAGCACACUCAGGAGAAACAAUUAGAGAAUGGGCUGAUGAGCGCUCUAAUGGGAAUUUGGAUAUAGAUGAUGAGCCACCACCAGACUCAGUAGAGGCUAUUAGAGAAUGGGCUGAUGAGCGCUCUAAUGAGAAGUUGGAUAAAUAUGAUGAGCCACCAGCAGAGUCAGUAGAAACUACUAGAGAAUGGGCUGAUGAGCGCUCUAAUGGGAAGAUGGAUAUAGAUGAUGAGCCACCACCAGACUCAGUAGAAGCUAUUAGAGAAUGA